CUUAUUCCUGGCCCAAUAAAUCAAACGAGUCGCAGUAGAUCGAUCCAAAGCUCGGAGGAGGGCAGCAGCCAUGGCGAGGGGGCGACAGCGUGAGAUCCCACCUUGCUCAAAGACCUACGGCUUCCCCAUCUUCUGCGCCUCUUGGGUUCCCCUUGACCGCGUCUCGACUUCCGCCGCAGCGUCGGCCGAGGGAGACGCCCCAGCAGAAGGGGAGGAGAAAGAAGGUCAAGGAGGAGAAGGAGGGUCGGCUUCUUUGGCGCAAACUCACGAUCCCAACCGGAUCUUGGUUGCGCUCGGAGGAGGCGGCGGAGACAGCCGGAGCGGGGUUCCCAAUGCCCUCCUCGUCGCCGAGUUCGACUUCGCCUCGCGAUCCCUCUCAGAGACGCCGGUAUGCAGAUUGGGAACUGAUAUGGAUGCGCCUUAUAGGAUGGCCGUGCAUCCUGGAGGAGACGGUGUGGUCUGCUCGUUUACGAAGAGUUGCAGAUGGUUUGAGUGGGAUAUUCCAGAAAAAAAAGAAUCCAAUAAACUAAACUUGAAAACUUCAGCAAAGAAAUUAGUGCAACUAGAAGAUGUUGGACAGCAAUUAGCAUUGGCCUUCAAUUUUGACGGUUCUAUACUUGCUGCCGGUGCCGAGGAUGGACAUCUAAGAGUCUUCAAGUGGCCAAGUAUGGAGAAUAUUCUUGAUCAAAGUGAUGCUCACACGACUGUGAAGGAUCUGGACUUUAGUUCCAAUGGUAAGUUUCUGGUAUCACUGGGCAGUAGUGGUCCGUGCAGAGUUUGGGAUUUGACGUCAUCAACUGUCACCGCCAGUUUGGCAAGAGAAAGUGGGGAAAAUUUUGGUUUCUGUAGGUUUUCUCGGAUUAUGGCCGAUAACCAAGUCUUAUAUGUGACCGCAAUGAAUGGUAAUCAAGCAAAGAUUAUUUCUUGGGAUUCUCUUUCCUGGAAGAGAAUUGGCACAAAGAAUGUUUCCCGCGAGCCUAUUUCAGCAUUUAACGUGUCAAUGGAUGGUAAACACCUAGCCAUUGGGAACCUGGAUGGGGAUGUUACCAUCUUAAGAUCCUCAGACUUGCAGGCACAAUUAACUGUUAAAAAGGCACACCUUGGAGCUGUUACCGCCUUGGCUUUCUCACAAGAUUCAAGGGCAUUGAUCUCUGCAUCUUUCGACUCAAAUGCUCGAGUCACAGUGAUUGAAAGGCAAAAGGGGGAUGGAUUCAACACCUGGGUUUUGCUACUGGUGAUCAUACUGGCUAUUCUCGCCUACUACUUGAGGUUGAAAGAAGUGCUUUAAAGACUUCUACCAUGCUCGGGAACUGUGGGUGUGACUUUGAGUCUUCGUUUAAGCAUUAAAAUGCCCUUAGCAGGGGGACGAAGUGUGCUAUCUAAAAAGUUUUGGAUAAAUUAGUUGAACCGGGUGGUCGGUUCAAUUUAUUUGAAAAAAAAAACAUUUAUUUUUUUUUAUAGAAAGUGCUUUUUAAAAAAUAGCUUCUCAAAUAAACAAUAAAUAUAUUAAAUUUUCGACU
This is a messenger RNA of Zingiber officinale, 1520 nucleotides long. Its product is annotated as SEC12-like protein 2. Gene Ontology annotation, cellular component: endoplasmic reticulum membrane. The transcript has 10 exons. NCBI's taxonomy places the organism in Eukaryota, Viridiplantae, Streptophyta, Magnoliopsida, Zingiberales, Zingiberaceae. Gene Ontology annotation, biological process: protein secretion. Gene Ontology annotation, molecular function: GTPase activator activity; guanyl-nucleotide exchange factor activity; protein binding. Bases 71 to 1288 code for a protein of 405 amino acids. The record is from RefSeq and is a predicted model, not a curated record.